Molecule: messenger RNA, 2198 nt
Organism: Cheilinus undulatus (humphead wrasse)
Lineage: Eukaryota; Metazoa; Chordata; Actinopteri; Labriformes; Labridae
Gene: slu7
Product: SLU7 homolog, splicing factor
Exons: 15
Coding region: 158-1852 (564 amino acids)
Biological process (GO): mRNA splicing, via spliceosome
Cellular component (GO): spliceosomal complex
Molecular function (GO): pre-mRNA 3'-splice site binding
Source: RefSeq, a predicted model, not a curated record
AUAUGACAUAGCUGUAGUGGUUGUAAAAUGGCGACUGUCGUGCUUUGGUCAAAACACAACGUAUGAAAACAAAAUAAAAACGAUAUAAAGAAAAAGUAACGCUUCAAAAGAGGAGAACACAAGCUUCGUUGUUUUUGGACAUUAUCAAGUUUCAGUCAUGACCGAACAGGCUAGCGCCAGCUCGGAGGGGAUUGUUGGCCUGGAUGAGCCCAAGAAGAUGACCCGAGAGGACUGGAGGAAGAAGAAGGAGCUGGAGGAGCAGAGGAAGCUGGGAAAUGCUCCAGCUGAGGUGGACGAGGAGGGAAAGGACAUUAACCCUCACAUCCCACAGUACAUUUCAUCAGUGCCAUGGUACAUCGAUCCAUCCAAAAGGCCAACACUAAAGCAUCAGAGACCUCAAAGUGAAAGAGAGAAGCAAUACUCAGCCAUUGGAGAUUGGUACAAGAGAGGAGUGCAAGAGACUGCUGUUGUCACUAAGUACCGUAAAGGAGCUUGUGAAAACUGCGGUGCCAUGACACACAAGAAGAAAGACUGCUUGGAGCGACCCAGAAAAGUUGGGGCGAAGUUCACAGGCACAGGCAUUGCUCCAGAUGAACACUCGCAGAUACAGCUUGAUUUAGACUAUGAUGGCAAACGAGACCGCUGGAACGGAUAUGACCCUGAGGAACACCAGCGCAUCGUGGAAGAAUAUGCUAAAGUAGAUCUGGCUAAAAGAACUCUAAAGGCACAGAAGCUUCAGGAUGAAUUAGCCUCUGGAAAACUCGACCCGACUGAGCGAGAACACAACAGUGAAGAUGAGGAUGAAGAUAAAUAUGCGGACGACAUCGACAUGCCUGGUCAGAACUUUGACUCCAAGCGGCGAAUCACUGUCAGGAAUCUGCGUAUCAGAGAAGACACUGCUAAAUAUUUGAGGAAUUUGGAUCCAAAUUCAGCGUACUACGACCCAAAGACUCGUGCUAUGAGAGAGAACCCAUACUCCAACACUGGCAUGAACCCAGACGAAGUCGGGUAUGCUGGAGACAACUUUGCUCGAUAUACUGGGGACACGAUCACUAUGGCUUCAACUCAACUGUUUGCCUGGGAGGCCUAUGAGAGGGGCUCUGAGGUGCAUCUGCAGGCUGACCCCACUAAGCUGGAGCUGCUCCACAAGUCCUUCAAGGUCAAGAAGGAGGACUUCAAAGAAAAACAGAGAGAAAGCAUUCUGGAGAAGUAUGGAGGUGAAGAGCACUUGAAUGCACCGCCGCGGGAGCUGCUCUUAGCCCAGACAGAGGAUUAUGUUGAGUACUCUCGUCACGGUGCUGUGCUGAAGGGGCUUGAGAAGGCUGUAGCUCGUUCCAAGUAUGAGGAGGAUGUUCUCAUCAACAACCACACAUGUAUUUGGGGCUCCUAUUGGAAAGAUGGCUUCUGGGGUUACAAGUGUUGCCACUCCAUGGUCAAACAAAGUUACUGCACAGGAGAGGUUGGAGUUGGAAUUAGCAACCAAGAUUGUGUCCCGUUUGAGGACGGGCUGGUUGAGCAAGAGGAGGAAGAAGAGCCAAAGUCACUGCUGGAGAUGCACAGAGAAAAGAUGAAAGAGAAGAAGAAGAAAAAGAAGAGCAAAAAGAACAAGAAGCGCAACUCUGACAGCAGUGACUCAGAGGAUGAGGAGAAGAAGAAGGAGAAGCUGAAGAAGGCAUUAGAAGCUGAGGACAAGCGGCUGAAGCACGUAGAGUCCAUUAUGCAGCUGGAUGAGAGAAAGAGACCGUACAACAGCCUGCUGGAAGUCAAGGCGCCCACUGAGGAGGAGAUGGAGGCUUUCCGGAUGAAACGCACUCGGCCAGAUGAUCCCAUGGCCUUAUUCCUGGGACAGUAACCUCUUGGAAAUAUCUGCUGACUUCCUUGAACUCCCCCAAAGGAUUCUACCAGAGCAGCUGCUCAGUUUAAAAAAAGAAGUCACACAGAAUUCAACUCUUGUCAUGUGAAUUAAAGAGAAGCUCUCUUAUAAAAAGGAAAUUUGUACAGCAUUUUUUUGUAUUUUAUUUUGUUUUAAUGCUAAAAAAUUGAUAGACAGUGAUGAUUUGACAUUUUGUUUGUACCAGGUUUUUAAGAGUUAAGAUCCAUCCAUUUUAGAAGUAUAUUGUCAAACAUAAACACUUCUACUGGAAUUAAUGCAUCACUUUUUAUUAUUAAAAUAUGAAGCUGCCAUGACACUGUCAAAA